ACAACUCAAAAUCUCCCACUACAACAUCAUCAAUCUAAGUGAUCUUCCCCUCCUUCGUUUUCUCAUCAGUUUCCAUAUACUUGACUACUAAUCAUGGGUGUCUUCAAGUACGAGGCUGAAUACACUUCUGUUAUCGCCCCAGCUAGGUUGUUCAAGGCUUUCGUUCUCGAUGCUGACAACCUCAUCCCCAAGAUUGCCCCCCAGGCAGUUAAGUCCGCUGAGAUCCUCGAAGGAGAUGGUGGUGUUGGAACCAUCAAGAAGAUCACCUUCGGCGAAGGUAGCACUUACAGCUUUGUAAAGCACAGAAUUGAUGCCAUUGACUGUGAGAACUUUGUCUACAGCUACAGUGUGAUUGAGGGAGCUCCUGACUCAAUCGAGAAGAUCUGCUACGAGACUAAGUUGGUGGCAUCCGGCAGUGGUACCGUCAUCAAGAGCACCAGUGAAUACCAUGUCAAGGGUGAUGUUGAGAUCAAGGAAGAGCAUGUCAAGGCCGGAAAAGAGAAGGCCUCUCACCUCUUUAAGGUCAUUGAGGCCUACCUCUUGGAGCACCAUGAUGCCUACAACUAAAUUUGGUGUUUUGAUGCUCUAGAUCUGUUGUGAUGGGCUUUGAUUCAAGAGUGAAUGUUGUAUUUCUUUCCCAUUUGCAAUAAACGAAAUGAAAAUCAUGGAUUUGAUCA
Molecule: messenger RNA, 677 nt
Organism: Fragaria vesca subsp. vesca
Lineage: Eukaryota; Viridiplantae; Streptophyta; Magnoliopsida; Rosales; Rosaceae
Product: major allergen Pru av 1-like
Exons: 3
Coding region: 94-567 (157 amino acids)
Biological process (GO): defense response; abscisic acid-activated signaling pathway
Cellular component (GO): cytoplasm; nucleus
Molecular function (GO): protein phosphatase inhibitor activity; signaling receptor activity; abscisic acid binding
Source: RefSeq, a predicted model, not a curated record